Messenger RNA from Corticium candelabrum, 1131 nucleotides. Its product is annotated as probable RNA polymerase II nuclear localization protein SLC7A6OS. Bases 22 to 969 code for a protein of 315 amino acids. The transcript is spliced from 11 exons. The record is from RefSeq and is a predicted model, not a curated record. NCBI's taxonomy places the organism in Eukaryota, Metazoa, Porifera, Homoscleromorpha, Homosclerophorida, Plakinidae. Gene Ontology annotation, biological process: developmental process.
UCACGUGUGCAACCGUUACAAAUGGCGACACGAGCACUUUUGCGUGUCAAACGACGAAGAGAUGAAGAUGCUGCAGAAGCAUUAGUUGUACUGCAUUCAAAUAAACGUAUGUGUCCUGAUGAAGCACACACAGAGUCAUCUGGAGUACAAGAGUGUGUGUUUCGGUUUGUUGCUACUCUACCUGAUGACAGUGUAGAGACUGCAAAUAGUUUAGCGAAAAAACUCGGUGAUGGAUCCAAGUUUCAAUCUAAAUUUAAAUACAAGGAGAUGCCAGAGAAGAUGAAGAAUGAGAGACGGCAAGAGUGGCAUGCUGCUGUAUCAUCGAGGAAGUACAAAAUUAUCAACCAACAUCGCACAAUUGAUGAGUUAAGUGAUCAUGAUGAUGAAAGCGAAGUUAAAGGAGGCUCUUCAACUGAUGAAGAAGCAAAGAGAUUGUUUCAUCUCUAUGAUGUAAUUGCAGAGACACCACAGCAGUCAUCAGUGAGAGACAAGAGUGAAAGGAAAGACAGGAAUAAGUGGCAUGCUCAGCAACUUGAGGUGCUUGAUCCUGAUGUUCUCUUGUGCAACGAUGUGGCAAUGAUUAGAGAGAAAUUGAAUGUAGCUUGCCAGUUAGACGAGGUACAAACUGGUCAAAGUAGAAAGUCAACAGCUGACACUUUUGAUGGAGAUUUUAUGGAAGAAGAUUGGGUGUUUGAUGUAUAUUGCUUGGAUUCAGAUAGUCUAAUACCUGACCUUGACAACAGUGAUGAGAUCUGGACUAUCAAUGAUGACACUCGCUUUCUCUACAGUGGAAAUGGAGAAGAAGGGACAACAAUUUUGGAUGAUGAAGAUGACUCUAAUGAUGAGUCCAACUGGCGUAAUGACUAUCCUGACGAUGAGUCAGAUGAAGAGGACAGUGACGACAACCACAUUAAUGGCUAUACAAGUAAUGAUGAUGACGACGACGAUUUCGGCUACAGACUGUCCUAAGAACUAAGUUCACAGCGUUCAGUAAGUUAAAUGUUAAUAUUAAAAUUUUGAAACAGAAAGCAGGCAGGUAUAGUAUUUCCUAUUGCUUUAUUGGUUGUAACUGAACUAAAAAAGGCAAAUUUUUAUGUAAAAAUUGAAUUAUAAAUGUGUGGCUAUCAGGGA